Messenger RNA from Schistocerca americana (American grasshopper), 854 nucleotides. It is a transcript of the gene MED20, whose product is annotated as mediator of RNA polymerase II transcription subunit 20. The record is from RefSeq and is a predicted model, not a curated record. Gene Ontology annotation, biological process: regulation of transcription by RNA polymerase II. Lineage: Eukaryota; Metazoa; Arthropoda; Insecta; Orthoptera; Acrididae. The coding region runs from base 134 to 751 and encodes 205 amino acids. The transcript is spliced from 5 exons. Gene Ontology annotation, cellular component: mediator complex. Gene Ontology annotation, molecular function: transcription coactivator activity.
GGUAUCCGAUUGCGGUGUGUUGCGCCUUCGGAACUUCUUUUGUAAAUAAACAGUGGCGGUUGAAGUGAAUUCGAGUUGAGGUUGUGCGGUUGUUUAUUGUGUGUGUUAACGUCUCGGUGUUGGAAUAUUUGCAAUGGGUGUAACAGUCUUACAGCAAUUUCCAAUGGUUGAGAAUCGCACAGGACCACAAACUAUAGAAUUCCUUACAAAGCGAAUCGUUGCUCUUGGCGCAGUUCAAGUUGGACACUUCCUUGUUGACUGCGAGACAUACAUGUCAGUGCCCACCUUAGGUCCGCAGCGCACCGUGCACGUGCUGCACAACAGCGAGCACCCGGCCUCCGUGUUCUCCGUCCUGGAGACGGGCAGCAAGACGGUCACCCUGCUCGCCGACUCGCUGUUCGACCUGCUCAUGCUCAAGAUGACCUCCGUCUACACCAAGAAGCAGACCAAGAUAGAGUCCAAGGGUCCGCGCUUCGAGCUCGCCGACUUCCUCGUCAAGCUGGGCACCGUCACCAUGAGCCAGAACUUCAAGGGCGUGCUUGUCGAGGUGGAGUACCGGCCGUGCGUCGUCCCCGGCAGCUGCUGGGACCUCAUCCGCGAGUUCCUGCAGGGCUUCCUGGGCUCCUCAGUGCAGGCCACUCCGCCACCCUACCUGCAGAACCGGAUGAACGACAUCUACCAGCCGACUGACACCACCCACCAGUAUCUGGAGCAGUUCGCCGCCUACCGCAAGACUGCCAGCGUCUUGUAGCCGCCUUUCGCUUCAGUACAGUGUUUUCAGUCUACUGUCACUUUAAGAUUAAUCAUUGUGCCAAGGAGUAAAGCAAAAUAAAAGCAGGCACCCGAGAAAAAAA